GCAUUUUUGCUCUGUGCAUUUCAUAUGCAACCUGAAAUAUAAAAAAGAUAAUUUUGAGAUGCAUUUCGGUGCAAUAAACUACUUAUUUAUCAGCAACUGGUCGCUGUAAUGUAACAGCGCGUCCACUAGAUGUCGCGCUUUCACCGUCGACACGGGAGGACUCCCCGCAGCCAAUCACAGCUCCGCUUUAUCCAGCUUGACAAAGUUUCUCGUUUUCUUCUGUCUGAUUGCGAUCACGAAGCCAAACAGCGCAUUUGUCGUUUCGUUCCUCUUUCUCUGCGGAGCUUUAAAGAUGGUAGUAAACAAGCUAGCUGCUACUUCAUCCAACUCUUAUCCACUGAAAGUCAGCCACGCCGGCGGUAGGAGCCUGCUGUGAGGGAAGAAGAUGUAUCUGUGGCGUCUUUCCAUCGCUGGGAGCCUCGGUCUGGUUUGGUAUUUUUCAGACUGCGGUCGCACAAUCAUACAGUAUGUUAUAUGUUUCCUCCUCUGCGUUUCAACGCCGCUGCUGUUUGGAAACAACAGGCGAGAGAGCAGCACCCAAACUGAUGAAGAAACCAAAGAACAUCCGCUUGAGGAAUAUGUCGAGGAAGAGUCGUUUGAACAGACUGAUGUGAGGAACCUUGAGCAGAACAUCCCGCUGACGUCUCAGUGUCCGCAUGUGAAGAAAUCCCUUCAGCAAGUGUUCGAGUGCGCCUACGCUCAGCUGGUUCUGCCUUGGUACGCCGUCCCUGAGCCCUGCGAGCAGCAGCCCCUGCACAAGGUGCUCAGCAGGCGAUUUCGACUUUGUAAUUGACCGCAUCAUUGAGAGGGCCAGGGACUUUGAUGUCUGCCAGGCCAUGGUGGACUGCAUCAGGAUUCUGACGCAGCACUUGCAUGACUGCGAAGCAGUCUGACCGAGACCCGUUGUUCAGCGCUGCCGCUCUGGAAAUGGCGCUUCUCCGAGAGCUUUCCGACGCCUUGGUGCGCAGCCUGUUCCCCCGAUCUGUCUGGGUCCAAGAAACCAACCGCUGUGCCUUAAAUGAGAUCAUUGCCUUAAAGGGUCUGGGCCUUAUAGUGAAUUGGCUCUCUGACCCCGACAACCUGAACCAGCUGGUGGUGAAUCAGCUCGACGGAGUCGCUCUGAAAAGCUCUGCAGAGGAGCUGCGCGUAUCUGACCCAGAUCGCGCCUCCGUUUCUUCGCAGGAGGGCGAAACUGACGAGGAAGGCAGUGAAGUGAAUUUGCCUGGAGCAGAGAGUUCAACCGGUACUGCAGUCACGUUCCAAAGGAAAGGUCACAAGUUAAGGGAAGGAUGGUCCAAAUUUGUGGACAAGAUGAAGACAAAGAAAGCCAAGAAGAAGAAGAUAAAAAAGAUGGAGCAAGAGCUGGUUAUGAGGAUCAUGGCGACCCAGGAAGAUGGGUCCAACGAUGAGGACGGCGGCAGCAAAGAGGGCUCGGUCGUCAGCCAGGACGACUCACACAGAGACGACAGCGAUCUGGACGAGUACCUGGCCAGCGUCCAGGAGGACAUGAUAGAGUUCAAGCUUUCUUAUGAGAUGUGGCGCGUUGGCUGCUGGGCUGUCAGCAUCCCUCAUGCUGACUGGGAGGACGACGAGCUAAUCUUCACCGUUCACUUGGAGGAAAAGGGCAGCCCUGAGAAUUUACACUGGAACAUCAAGAAGACUUACAUGGAUGUUGUUUAUUUCCGCAACAGAUGGCAGGACUCCACCAGCCUUCCCAGCAUCUCCACCCUGGAAGACUCUGAGGUCAGCGCUGAGGUGAAAGAUGAAGCCACAGCCUCAGCUGAGCACUUCCUGCAGGAGUUGGUAUCUGACGCCAUGAUCGGCCACACUCAGGCCGUUUUUCAGUUCCUGUGUCCGCUCGACAAGCUGCUGAACGAGGAGGAGCAUUAUGCAGGCGUGUGGGGGAUUCUUAGCGGUCUGGCCUGCUUCCUCACUCCAGGCCAAGAGGAGGAAGAGAACUCAAGCCUGCAGACAGAAGUCCCCAAAGAAAACGCACUGCCAUCUCCACAUCCUGAGUCGACCUCCCUCUCUGCAGAAAAUCAUUGUAAUUCCACUCCUCUUCAAAACGGAUCCCCGCUCCCAAAGAUCGUCAUCUCCCAGUACAACAAUCCUCCAGAACAGCCUGAGGAAGCAGAAGCUAACCCGCAUGAAAACUGCCUCCAGGACUCUGAUAACACCUUAACCUCUCCCGUCAAAAUGAACAUCAAGGGACUGAGCAGAACCGGGUCGCAGGAGUCUCUGUCCUCCUCGAAGGCCAGCGAGGAUGAGGAGCCGCCUGAGGAGACGCAGCGGGCGGCCGCAGAGGGGCCGUCGCUGCCUCAGCUGCAGCUCAAAGUCGAAUAAAAAGGAGCAGACGUGUUUCAGGAUGUCGGGUGUAGCGGGGAAGACGAAAGGAAAGGAGACGAUGCCGGGCGCUCUGCAGAGAGGAGACGACUCUCAGGGUCAGAGAGGUCAAGGCAGCUGUGAGCAGCUGGAGUCAAC
Xiphophorus hellerii (green swordtail) is the source of this 2481-nucleotide messenger RNA. RefSeq lists its product as uncharacterized. The coding region runs from base 874 to 2343 and encodes 489 amino acids. NCBI's taxonomy places the organism in Eukaryota, Metazoa, Chordata, Actinopteri, Cyprinodontiformes, Poeciliidae. The transcript is spliced from 12 exons. The record is from RefSeq and is a predicted model, not a curated record.